Molecule: messenger RNA, 8904 nt
Organism: Porites lobata
Lineage: Eukaryota; Metazoa; Cnidaria; Anthozoa; Scleractinia; Poritidae
Source: the annotation of a GenBank genome assembly
AUGUCUUUUGGUUAUGAUGAGGACUUUGUGAGUCCUAUUGACGAAGAUCUGCAGUGUUCAAUUUGUUAUCUGGCUUUGCGAGAACCGGUUCUCACCAGAUGUGGCCACAGAUUCUGUAGGCAAUGUCUCGACCGACACAUGGCGAGGUUUGUCUCUUCUUUUUAUUUUCGAAAAUAACGUUUUCUCACUAAGGUAGUUUCCCACUUAAGUGUCUUAAUAGAUAUAAAAUUAGUAGUAAAUUGUGCUUGUGUCGUAAGCUUAAACUUAUAUGGGGGCAAAUGCAGCAGAAAUGUCUGUUAAUAUGGUUUCAACCCUCAAUUUUACGUUUUAAUGACUCCGUUAACCUUUUUCAUUCAUUCAGGUUAGAAGACAAAAGAAAUUGACGUUGUUAACUUGACUUAUUUAUAACACCAUAUAACACCAACGGGGAUAGGGUCAGCCAGUUAAAUUUCUAUGAAAGAAUAAAUAAUUUUUGGGCUGCAAACAUAAAAUAGUUCUGAAUUAAACCUCAAUUUUGUGCACUGAAGCUAUAUAUGAGGCUGAUCAAUCACUCGAUUGACUGGAUAUUUAUAAUGGCUGUACCAAAAUCUUCCUGGAUAUUGUGUGCAUGAAGUUUGGCAAACUUGAUCAGUAAAUUUACUAAGUUAGUGAAUUGAAAAUCUAGAGCAGAAUACCUCAUACCUAGUGAACAAUAUUAUGUCCUGUUUCAGAAAGGGAUGUCGUUUAAAUUGUGAUUUUCCUUAGCCUGCAUAGCAGGUGGCUUGUUUCUUUGUUUUUCAUUGUGUUUUCCAUUUCUGUUUGAGAGUAGUAGCCAGUAGCAGCACUCAGGGGCAGAUCUAUGGGGAGGGUGCAGGGGGUGCACACCCCCCCCCCCAAGAUAUGACCUGCGGUUUUCUAAUACAACUGGUAUUCUGCAAAAAAAAAAACUAUGUGGUUUAUUGGUGUUGAAUUAGAGCAAGAGACGAGUGCACCCCCUCCUAAAAAAAAUCCUGGAUCCGCCCCUGGCACUGUUUACAUAGAUGUCAACUAACCCCUAUCAGGCUAUGAGUAACGUCUGUGAAGCAACACCGAUUAAAUCCUUGUUCUGGGACCCCAAUGGACUCAACAAAUUACUGGAAAUGUGUUUUGAAUUUCCCUCCCACCUGACUGGCAAAUUGACAAUGGCUUUUUGAACAGGCCAAUCAUGGUCUGUACCUCAUAUCCUGAUACACAGCUGGUAGGGGCCCAGAACAACAAUUUUGGUCCUGUUUCACAGAUAGAAUACUAGAAGUUUGGUUCUGUCAGUGGCGCAGGCAAUGGAUACAGCCACAUAAAAACUGAACCAAGGUCAAAUCAGAAAACAAGGAGAGAGGGGGUGAGGAAAAGAAUGUUCUCUCUCCACCUUCUUUGACUUCUUUCUCUUACCCCCUUCCCAAUCAUUUUCUCAUAAUUUCGACUCCUUACUUUACAAAAAACCGAACAAAAAACACACUGAUAAGCACUAGGCUAUGAAUUUCCUCUACCUGGUUCAAAUUUGGAGUUGCAGGGGGUCACCCCACCAAAAACUAUUUCUAUAUAUCUUUGUAUCACAUUUAUAAUACUUUUCAAGUUCUUAAGACAGUGAGAGUUUUAAUUUUAGCUGUAUUUAUGGUACAUCCAGAUAAGCAGAAAUGAUAUUAAAAACUGUAGCCAUUAAAAGUUAACAAAUUAAUGUUCUUUAAUUUGCUGCUAUCAUGAAAAAGUAUUGUCACAAGAUAUAUAAUCACCCCUUGGCUCAAAUAAGCAUUAUUUUUGGAUCGAUCCUUUGCAAUAGGUCCUUGUAAUAUUUUUUGCUGUUAAAAUAUCAAGAACACCUGUAGAUUAAGAAUUUUCAUCGACAGGCAGAAAAGUCAACAACAAGUAGUCAACUGUCCUAUUGACCGAGAGGGGCUUGCACACCGUAAGGUAAAAUAUCAUUAUGAUUUUGUAGAACUAUUUUAGGGUCAUUUUUAUUACAUACCCAAUGAAAAGCCAUGUCGGAAACUCUCGAAAGCAACUGAGUUCUAGCCAAUUACAGGCAAAGACGGUAUGUUUUUCACACAAAGUAGUACAUGCUUUCAGAAUUAUUAUUACAAGCAAUGUCUUUUAUUGUGUGGGAAUUAAUAUAGUACAUCCCAUCAAAAGGCACAGAGAUGUGUGAGCUUUAUUGCUCUAAGUUUCCUGUUUUUUAUGGGUGCCUGCAAUGCUCUUGUUUUGCUAGUUGCAUUGGCUGCUAUUCAAUGAUAACAUUUGUUGACAUUUUCUUGAUAUAAUUUGGAUUAAUUAUCUUCCAAAUUUGCUGCACACUUGCCGGUUAUGAAUAAUUAAUUGUGGGAUUUGAAGCAAGCAGAAAUGGAAUUUUGAAUAAAUAAUAAUAAUACUUAUUGGAUAUGAUGUGUACAUUCUGAUUGUGCAGAUGCUCUUAUACAUUUAAGUAUUUCAAAUAGAUAAUGUAAAAUCAGUAAGUAAAUCGAUCUCUACAAGACUGAGAAAAAUAAUUUAGGCAUUAAAAAUGCAAGAAAUGAUCCAGGUCAUUUUGGUAAUAUAAAUCUGAUUAAAUUUUUGUAGGAUAUCUUCCCAGAUAAAGCAACUGGGAGGAAGAUUCUGUCCUUAUUUAUAAGAUGUCCAAAUACUGGAUGUGAUUGGACUGGUGAACUGAGAGAGAAAAAGGUGAGUGUAAUUGGCAUGAUCUCCACUUGCACAGCCUCAUGAGCUAGCUUCCAUAGGAAAUAAGCUCAUCAAGCAACCACUAGGCUAUAGUAUACUUUGAAUUCUUGUUAAGCCAACAAAAGAAGAGUAAAGUUUUUAAUCAGAAUUAUUUAGGUUGACUAGGGUGGUAGGACCAGUGUAGUUAAAUUUUUAUCUGGUGGGUACAUGAAAGAGUAGGUGGAUGGGGCUGUAAGGGAAGUUGGAACAUUGAUAAGCAAAUUACGCCCUUUUUUCAGGAAACCCUUCCUUUUUUUAUUCAUUAUUUUAAAGCGAGAUAUUGGUGAUUUUUAUCUUAACCCCUUUACGGACAAAAAUUUAAUAACAGCUUGUACUUUGAUUUUUUUUCAGAGAACGUUUUUCAAUUUGGAAUAAGUUAUUUAGAUUUAGGCUAUGUUCACACUAUGCAUGUACUGGAAAGCUUUUUAUAACGACACAAAAAGCUAUCCAGUAUAGUAUGAACAACUAUCCGAUAUGUGACUCUCAACUUUAGAGAUCGGUGCAGUGCAGCAGUUCACUCUGUCACAGAAAUCAUGCCAUUGUUAACCCUUUCACUGCCAAAUUUAGCAAAAGCAAAUUUCGACCAAAUUUCAAAAUUUAGUUUUGUGAAAUUUUGAAAAAGACAAUGCAAUAUUUGCUUGAAUUAAUUGAUAUGGCGAGCAAACAAGGCGACGGUUAAAACAAAAGUAAAGAAAAAGAAAAAGGUUAUAUAGCAAGUUGCUGGCCUAAUCACAUGAUAAGAUAAUAAAAUUAUUAAUAUGCAUAUUUAAUAUUUUUAAUCUCCACAGAACCACUUUGAUCGUUGUAAACGGAAGCCCCUAAAAUGUCCCAAUGUCUGCGGUUCAUUUAUUGCUCGUAACAAAGUAGGUGCAUCUGUACAAUUGUAAAGAGUGAUUUAGUUCAUGAUUUUGGGCCUAAUUUUGCAGGUAAAAAAUAGGUUCUGUAUUCAUGAUCAUGAGCUGUUCAUUUGAAAUCUUUUCAGAUCGAGUCUCACGUUGAAAACGAGUGUCCGCUGACAGUUAUCUCCUGUCCUUAUGCUCUGAUGGGCUGCACAGAAAAGGUCUGUACAUUACGCACAUUGUGGUUGUUUUAUUUUAGAAAAAAAAGAAAGAUAUAUUUCACCUCUGUGGAUGCAGGCACCUACAACAAAAGACCUCGUCCAUAAUUCAUAAAGAAUUAACAAGAGAAAUUUAAGUUUACAGUGAGUGUCAAAAACUGAUAAAACCUGGCUGACUUUCUACUUUCAAUCCGCCGCCAAACAUUCUUCCUUUCCACCUCUAAGCCCCCCCCUCCUCCACUGCCAACAGUGGAAAAGACCUGUUGCCAAUCGUCUUGGGAAAUAUAAAAACCCAAGAACCAGCGAAAAAAAAUGGAUAGAUCUAGAAAAAGAUUUUUUUAGCCACUCAGACUAUGGAAAAGCUAUCCGGUGUAAUGUGAACACCAAUCUGAUGUGCCGUGACUCUCUAGCCUCAGUGACUAUUAGUAGUAUCAAAUUUAAAAACACUCGGCUGUUCCUUGUGUUUUAAACUUAUAUUAGAACAUUUCUAACUAAUACUGGUGUAAGGCGUGCUGUUCGCUCAGUCCUCGGAUAACUAACCCCUAAAUUACAAAGCUGGGUUGGAGUGGCUCAUAUAUGAGGGCUCUCAAUAAACAAAUGACUUUGAACACUUGACCUUCUACGAGGUAUCUGUCAGCGCAAAGUGUUGCAUAAUACUCCAUAGUUACUCGAUAAAACUUCAAGCAUCUAGGUGCUCGUUAGGAAAGCAUGACGGUCUAAUAAUGACUCACCAUGUAUGAUAACAUUGCCCUUUAUAAGUAUGGAAAUGUCCAGAGUAAAAACAAAUCCAGAGGGAUUUGUAAACAUGAGGGGCACAAUUUGGGCGGGGUUAGGGCUACCAUUUGGUAGGAGUUCCGGUACGAAAGGAAUCUUCUUACCAAAGCAACAAGGGUGAUCGUCUCUUAACAUGAUAUCUCUCACAGCUAUUGUAAGCUCUGCAGCGCAACGCAACGUAAUAAAAAGUUGUAAAUUGCGAUAUACGCAAUAUCAGGUUAACUGCGCAAUACAGUAUCUCAGUAUCUUAUCCUGUAUAACUCGAGCAGACCUUGGUCACGUGCUAGACAACGAUAAGAAUUUCAAAAGCAUAAGUUUUAUUUAUUAUAUAGCUGAGUCUGUUUUCGCCAUUCGAUUGGUCAAUUUGCGGUCCGUAACUUGCUAUACGGACCAAAAUUUUUAAAGAAAAUGCUCAUUUCGGAGCUCUAAAUCUCUUUACCUCGGAAAAAAGGCUUAAAUUGCCUAAUUUCAUGCCGCGCGGGAGCCUGGCACUACCGGAUUUUCCCGGACUUUUUAAAUUCCGGAUUGAAAAUGGCUUCCAAAAUAAAAGGUAAAGCAAAGGUCAUUGCGUAUAGUUGAAACGAUAUUAAGAGCCAGAUUACUUCAGAAAGUUAAUAUUCUAAAGCUAAGAACAGUUGUUUUACUGCUAUAAAGAACCUCGAUUAAACAUUUCGAGAAAAGACAGAUCUAAUGGGAGACUUUCGCUACUUGGAAGUAUUGGAAGGAUUCCCGAAUUGUUCGACAAAAAUUUGAACAAAGAACCGUCGAGUUUAACUCUUUUUAAGGCGCUGGAUCCGACCGAAUAUUGGGGAAUGAUAAAGGAGUGGGUGUACCUGUUUUUACAGACCGUAAAAUAAAAACUACCAAAAAGCGAAACACGCCAGAGUGACCCGAGCGAAAGGGCAACAUUGUAUAUUAGGUCGACAAGGCUUACAAUAGAUUUUCCCCCGUCGCUGUGUACGGUCUCAGUAGAAAUCCUAAAGAUCAGACCGGAAGCAAUUCUCACUGAACAUAGAUAAAAGCAAGUAUACUUCAGUCUUACUUGAGAGGCAUUUCUCUUCCGGUAACACUGCUGUUCCUGUAAUUUGGGCAAUCAGCUUGUAAUCACAAUCAAGAAUGUCACGUACAUCUACCUUUUGGCUAGCAUGCACUGAGUAUAGACUAGUCCCCUAUCUCCCUUCAUGUGAACAACACUAGGUUUAACAUACAUAACGCCACAAAAUUCACUACACUCAGUACCUUUCACGGACGACAUUACUCUUUUCCGCGACAGGAAUAAUCCAGGUAAGCCUUUCUGUACUGCCCUUUUAAGUUUUGCACCAGCACACUUAGGCUACGAUCGGUACGUGCACAAUCACAUCUGUGGUCUUUCCUGCAAUGAUCCUCUACUUUUCAUACGCGGGUAGAAUUAAACACAGGAUCCUUUGCUGUAGAAACUUCAUAAUCAUGUUUGGUUCGAGCGACCUGUUCAUCGAACAGUUGCUUGCACUUGCUGAGUGUAGGCUCCUUAAGUUUAGCUUCAGGGCGUGGCAGAAAUACUGCAUCCUUUCCUUACUAAGUUUAGGCAGAUUCUCCGAGGGAAUAUUGAUCAAUAUUUCUUCGAAAAAGAAUGCUUUCGUUCGAGUUUUUACUCCGACUAUCCGCCAUUUUGAAACUGGACUUUUUAAAAAGUCCGGGAAAAUCCGGUAGUGCCAGCCCCCCGCGCGGUAUGAAAUUAGGCAAUAAAGUUAUAAGACGCCUGUCAACCUUGAAGACUCUGACGUUGACUUUGGCCUUCAACAUUUUAAACUGUGUUUAUUUGUGAACGAAGGCGAUGAAGAAACUAACUCGUAAUCUUAUCGACGAGGAUUCUGGUCAGUGUUUGAAAAUUUUAUCGUAGUACACAGUUAAGAAGACGAAAAUCGACUGGCAGAACUUCGAGAUGUUUUGCCUAAGAGAAAAUGAGUAAUUCCUUCAACAAAUAUGAUAACAAACAUACCUGUACUCGAUCAUCUUGACAAGCUUCUUUGCCAUUUGCAGUGUUUUUUCAAAGAUCAACGAAAGAAAGAUAGAAGCGAGUUGGAGCCAGACACAAUAAUGUCCAGUUUUCAAAAGACUCCAGCGUCACACAUUAACGAGUGAAUACUUACAGUGCUCUCAGUUUCCACCGAAUAAACUUUGAGAUAUGUAUGUAAACCCUGAGGACUGGGAUGUUGACUUUGCUUUUCCAAAUUUUAACCUAACUUUGUUAUAAUGAGAAAGAGGCUGUUGCAGAAAGUGAAUCGUAACCUUACCGAGGAAGAGAAUUCUAGGCAGUGUUUGAAAAUUUUAACGCAGAUCACAAUUGAAGACGAGAAUGAACUGGCAGAAAGAGAGGUUUUCCCAAAACAAUUAACGAGCGAAUCCUUCGACAAUGACAACAAACUUACCUUGAAAAGCUUCUUUGCCUUUUGCAGUGUGUUUUCACAAGGACAAACGUAAGAAAGAUGAAAACGACUUCUACACAGACACAGUGUCCGGUUUCCAAAAUACUCCCGCGUUACAUUAAAGAGCUAAAACUUACAGUGUUCUUAGUUUUGACCGAAUAAACUUUUUCAACAUGGCGAAUUUGUUUUUACUUUCUCGGAAAGCCUUUGUUGUGUGCUAUUGUUUUCGUGCGCCAAUAAAAACUUUCUUUUUUGACGCCUGUCAAAUGACUGUCAAAUCGUGCGUCCUUCACUUGUUUCCGGUCCCCCAAACAGGAAGAAGCCAUAUAAUAAACAACUUAUUAGCCUCGUUUUUUCGGUCUGUACUGUAAAUUAUGGAUCCUCGUUUCUUUCCAUCGAUUUAUGGCGCGCGAAAUCGAUGGAAAAAAACUCGGUCCGUAAUUUACAGUACGGACCGAAAACUCGGCUGAUAAGAGGUGUUAUUUUUGCGAUAUACAUGUAAGUUAUUUCUAGUUUUGUUUAUUUCUGUCAAAGAAACAGCACCUCCACACUCAAAAUAUGACACAGACUAAUCGAAGUCGUUUGAGCGAAAGGCUACCCACGGGCUUAGCGCAGAGUUUGUGUUCCCUUUUUUUCGAGUGUUAAGGGGCUCAGGCCUGUUUCUCGAAACUCCCGGUAACUUUUCGCGCCCGAAAUCAAAUAUUCAAAUCAAACUGAUAUAAAGAAUAAACGCUCUGGUCCUAGCCAGCAAAUGUUAACCACAACAGCUUUCCGGGCCCGGUUAUUAUCGGGAAACGGGCCCCUUGUUUUAAAGGGCACUUCUAUUCAAAUUGUGAGCUUCCUGCUUUCGUGAGCGACACUAUUGCUGACUCCAAAGAUGGUCAAUAACGGGAUUUUCAUCCUUAAAACAACAUAAAAGGAGAGCAAACUUAACAAAUUCCUCUGUAGUAACCAACAAAGAUCCUUCAUUUUUUGUGACCAUCUUCUUUAUUCUGAUGAUCUAAGUGCUUAGUAAAGCAUUAAGCAUUAUCAGUUAAGCAUUAUUAUAAGAACAACCUAGAUUCUGGCCACGGGUCUCAAUUAAAGCGUUAAGUUAUUAAUUCAUUCUUAUUCGUUUAUAAUCAGAUUCAGCGAAACAAAGUUGAAGCUCAUCUGCAGUCUACAGCGAGAAUUCAUCUGGCCUUAACGUGUUCAACGUUUAAGGAAACGAUGGAGAAGCUUGAUGUACUCCAGAAGCAAGUGGGAGAAUUCAAAGAAUCUAAUAUUGCUCUUAGCGAAACACUUGAAGCCACUAAUUCGUUUGUCACUGCCAAGGUAGAUGCCCUCGCGUCAAAGGUGGAUGCGCAAAGUGGCGAACUGGCAUCUUUUAAUUCUGCUCUUAGGGCUCAAAUUGAUGCUGAUAAGAGAGAGUGGAAAGCUGUCAAUGUCGCUUUGAUUUUUAAGGUGCAUUCACAAGCAAAAGAGGUCGCGAGAUUAACCAAUGCGUCUCCAUUUGUGUGGAAGAUAACUGGUUUUAGCGACGUCUUAAAGUUGGCUAAGAAUGGACGCACCAAAAGUAUAUUCACUGAAUUCUACACCGGAAAACAAGGCUACAAGUUAAAUUUACGCGUCGAUCCAGAUGGAGAUCAAACAAAAAGGAACAGAUAUCUAUCAUUAUAUGUUUGCAUUAUGAAAGGCGAUUACGAUGCCAUUCUUCCCUGGCCCUUUUGUGAGCAAGUUACUUUCAGUGUAAUCGACCAACAACCUGAUGCUGCACAGAGGAAAAAUGUUGUUGUCGUCGUGAGGCCCAAUGAAACGCCUGGUUUCUGUUGUCGGCCUUCCGUGGAACAAAACCCGAAGCUUUUUCAGUUUCGCCGGUUGAUAUCUCAUAAGCUGCUAAAAACCCGGCGCUAUGUUAAACACGACACGUUGUUUCUUCAGGUUGAAGUGGGACGCCAUGACUCUGAGAGUCGUGAUUCAAACUGA